Messenger RNA from Dermacentor silvarum, 1336 nucleotides. RefSeq lists its product as uncharacterized. NCBI's taxonomy places the organism in Eukaryota, Metazoa, Arthropoda, Arachnida, Ixodida, Ixodidae. The coding region runs from base 171 to 509 and encodes 112 amino acids. The record is from RefSeq and is a predicted model, not a curated record. The transcript has 4 exons.
CGGUCGCGAGCCGGCUGCCGUGGGGGGUCAUCGUCGUCUACGGCGCCGCAUCGGUCAUCACGCGAGUCGCCGAGACCACGGGCCUGGCCAAGGUGGCGUUCGACAACCAGUUCUGGAGCCAGCAGUCAGACCUGGUGAAGCAGGUGCUCCUCACCGUCGCCUCGUCGCUCAUGGCCGAGUUCAUGACCGCGGCCGCGCUGUGCAACGCCAUCUUGCCCAUCGUCAUCAACCUUUCCACGGACGCGGAGCACGACGCCCUCUACUUCGGUCUGCCGGUGGCGGUGGGCGCCUCGGUGAACACCAUCCUGCCGGUGUCCCUGCCGCUCGUCAUGCUCCACGAUAUGGCACCAGUCACACGCAAGCAGCUGAUCCUGACUGGCGCCUUCGUGAAGACCGUGGUCGUGGCCAGCAUCCUGCUCUCGAUGAACACCACGGGGGAAUACGUCUUGCACAGCACCAAGCAACUCAACAGCACCGACAGCAUCCAGCCGGCUUAUGUACGACAGUGAACACAGCCGUCCACAAAGGAACGAACGUGCACGCUCAACCUCCGGACAACAGAAGCGUGCCACUGGCUACGACUAACCAUCGGCACGAUGGUCGACUAAAUUUAUUCGUGUUUUCUCCGUAUAGUUGUGACAUAGCGUAAUUGUUUAGGACUCAGCCGUUGAAGAGCAGUUUAUAUGUAAGCGCACUCGAAAGCCACAUUUAGAGCCUCCUUUGCAACGCGAGCGGACCGUUUGAUGGGCUGUAAGGACUCCAAAUGCAUUUGUAAAGCAAUUUUGCGAUUUAAAAAAAAGAAAGGAAAAGAAGAAGUGUGCAUUUUUUAAACACCUGUGCUUUUUUUAACACCUCAAGGGGCAUGAGCUGCGACCUACGUUACGUGCACGCCAGCUGAUAGGAUGUUAAAGCAGAGUCGCACGACGAACUCCCAUGUUGCAAAUAGAGGACGGUCAAUGAUUGAUUGAUUGAUUGGGUACAAUGUUCUAAAACGACACCUGAGCAAUAUAAGAAGCGUCGUAGCGAAAUAUACUGAUGUAGAGACGUCGAUUCAGCCACCUGAAGAUCUUUAACAUGGCCUCCUCCACCCUUCACUAUAUUGCUAUAUACAGGGUGUCCCAGCUAAUUUUAGCCACGUUUAAAGAUUUAAGAGCCCUUCCACUACUGUGAAGAUGCAAGCCAGGGAAGCUGUGACUAUGGUGGGUAUUCUGUAGUAAAUAUUGCUAUAGUGAAUUUAUAUAUUAUAAUUAUUGACUAUACAGUAUUGAGCGUUUUCGGCAUGUUCGUCAAAGAGCAAGCAUACCGGCGUCUUGUUUUCGGCCGGCGCGAUCGCCAA